Ctenocephalides felis (cat flea) is the source of this 2682-nucleotide messenger RNA. RefSeq lists its product as uncharacterized. The transcript is spliced from 16 exons. Gene Ontology annotation, biological process: Ras protein signal transduction; positive regulation of GTPase activity. The record is from RefSeq and is a predicted model, not a curated record. Gene Ontology annotation, molecular function: guanyl-nucleotide exchange factor activity. NCBI's taxonomy places the organism in Eukaryota, Metazoa, Arthropoda, Insecta, Siphonaptera, Pulicidae. Bases 1 to 2682 code for a protein of 893 amino acids. Gene Ontology annotation, cellular component: plasma membrane.
AUGAUAAACAGAAUACAGAGAUUGUUCAUGACAGAAUACAAAUCCUUAGAUGAUAUGGUGUUGGUUGAAAGUCCUUUUGCUGAAACUACGAAAAAUGGAAUCGGAAUUAGACAGGUUCAUAUAGGGCUAACUCCUACGAAGCUAAUUAUCGCAGCUGAUUUGCUACCAAAAGCUUCAGCAAAAAAUGCCUUUGUUCCAAAAUGCAUUGAUCCAAGAACAGAAACUUUAGAACUGGUCACUGUAUGCGGUGUAGAAUGUGUUACAUUGAGUGUAUAUCAUCGCAGAAAAAGGCAAACUCUGAAAGCUCACUUUUGCAAUUCUAUAACAACUUAUUAUGAACUUGGUGGAUUUGUCAUGAGAGCUGCUUAUUGGAACCUUUGGUGCGAGCGUGUAAAAUAUCUGAACCCCGACUCGGAAAUAGUACGUUCUUGUUCUGAAACUUCAGCAGCCUCCUCGUCAACAUGUUCAACGCAGUAUGUUCUCGGAAAAACAUGCGGCGCGGGCGAAGGAAGCGUUCACAUGCGUUAUUGUGAUCAGAUAUUUUGCACUCACGGAGAAGCAAGAAAACCAUCCAUACUCAGUCGAGGUAAAAGUAGACGAAAGGUGUGGAAUGAACGAGAUGUUUAUCUUGGAUCUAUUGAAGAAAUAAGACCGGAGAACUACAGGCCUGCUCAACCAACCUAUAUCGGGAAGGAAAAGUCGGAGCCGGAAGUAAAACUUCUGUAUCGCAAACCAGAAAAGAAAAAAAAGAAAAGAGACAAAUCUAGUACUGAAACCUUGAAAGAAGAUUGCAGUUGCUAUGACGUAGAAAGAAACGAGUCUUCUAUAUCCAGAUUUGCAGAGGGUGUAAGCGAUCAAUGUUCAAGUGGGUUACGUUUAUCAGUUGAUCCGCCACCAGUUGAGCGACAUUCAUUGUUACAAACUCCACGUAAUCCGAACACGUUGCGCCAUUUGGCACCAUUGGCACCACCUUGUCCUCCUGAUCUAGAACCGGCAGAGAUAGCAGACUUAGCAGUUGAUUUAUGGGAAGAAGCUGCUCGAAUUUCCAGAUGCAGGUCGAGAUUAACUAGACAUAAAAGGCGAUAUGCUCUUAUUCCAAAACCUCACUUGUUAAGUGGUUUAGGUCCAUGGACGUUAUCACAAGGAGAACGUUAUUCUCUUCAGGUUAAACGUGCGGUGUCGUGCGUCCGUAUUUGUGGUGCUGCUAACGUUGAUCCAAAUUUAUUGCCAUCUCUUCCACGUCGUUUAUUAACUGCUAGUAUAUCUGAUGAGAAUCUUGGUCGCCUAAAUGGUGAUUGCGGGGGUACCAGUGUUAGAUUUGCUGUACAAUCAGAACCUGCACUUCUAUUUUGGACAACGGACUUAUGGUAUCGUCCGAGAAGAGCUCAUGAAGCUUAUCGAGAACAAAGACAGUAUUUGGGAGUAUUGCCGCACCUAUUACAAAAGCGUUCGAAUAGAACAAAAGCAGUAUUAGGCAACUAUUUCAAAUCCAAACCAAAAGUGAAAAAAUGCAAUCAGAAAUGGAACUCUGGUAGAAAUGAAAAUCAAAGUUCUUCAGACCUUCUCACGAUGGAAGACAAGGCUCUUAAAAAGGUCAAUUCCAAGUUGUCUGCUGGAUGUUUUGUUCCAUCUGCAGAGGUGAUUGGGGAUCAGCCACGGAAAUCUUCUAAAAAGAGGAAAAAACAAGAUCCAUGCGCUGCAAUCAGGAAAGCCUUGAAAGUGAGAAAACCAUUUAACGCCUGGAACUUCGAUUCAACAAUGCUAGCAUAUCAAUUAACAAUGACGGACAGAAAAUUAUUUUUACAACUCACGCCAAGAGAGAUUGCUAAUGUUGUAUGGACACAGACUUCAAGACAUUCUCCAAAUUUGAUCGCGAUUAUUGCAUUUGGACAUCGAGUCUCAUGCCUUGUUACAACUUCCAUUGUUGCCGAAGAUGAUUUAAGAAGACGAGCUCGAUUGAUAGCAAGAUUUAUAUACACAGCAGAGAAAUGCCAUCAGAUCCACAAUUUCCAAAGUUGCUAUAAUGUACUUGCUGGUCUUCAAAGUCCUCCAUGUUACAGGUUGCGAAAGACUUGGGCCCAUGUACGAAAAAAGCACGCCCAGAUGCACGAUAUAUUUGAAAAGUUGUGCAAGCUAUAUCGCGAUCCUCGUUUACCAGGAUAUCAAAGGGCUUUCCACUUAGCAUCUAGAACUGCACCGUAUUUACCAUAUUUGGGACACAUCAUAAGUCGAUUGCUGGAUCGUCUUCCUGAGGUAGAUCAGCAUUUUCUCAACUGCAUAUCAUCAUCUAGAGUACAGGCGAGACGAAUAUUAGAGGCAAAUGCAAGGGGUCCAACCAGCCGCAAAGAUCGUGAGAGCGAAAACUACAAUCAGGAUGAUUCAUCCACAGACCAAUUGGAAGAUAUUUGCGACAGUUCUCCAUCAGUGCCACAAUGGCACCAAUAUUCGAGAGGAUAUACAGAUAUGGAUAUCGUAGAUAAUUGUUUACAGUUUUUCCAACCCAUUUUAGAAGACAAUCGAGUUCAGAAGCUGUUGGAAAUCUUACGAUCAAUUGAUUUAGCUCAAAAAGCAGCUAUGAGGUAUGCUUUGAAAGUUGACCCUGAAGCUGCAGAGUUUCUGUACAGGGCAAGAUAUAAAGAAGACCAGGAAAAUUUUCUUCUGUCUAUAAUUUUAGAACCUUGA